Messenger RNA from Dermacentor silvarum, 1008 nucleotides. RefSeq names its product estradiol 17-beta-dehydrogenase 8. The transcript has 3 exons. Gene Ontology annotation, molecular function: oxidoreductase activity. Lineage: Eukaryota; Metazoa; Arthropoda; Arachnida; Ixodida; Ixodidae. The coding region runs from base 159 to 935 and encodes 258 amino acids. The record is from RefSeq and is a predicted model, not a curated record.
GCAAACGCUCUUUACUCAGCACUUGUAAUCCGUUACCUAUGGGCAAAAGUUUAUCAGCAGUAUUUCAGGUUUCAGGUCCUGCCGCGUGAUUUCAGCCAUUCUUAGGCCAGCAGCGUGCAGCACGCAUAAAAUUUUAACAGGAAAGUGUGUAGGUCGCUAUGGCUGCAGCGGGCGCGUGUUUCUACGGACGUGUAGCCUUGGUGACGGGGGGUGCCAGCGGCAUUGGCCAAGCGGUAUGCAACACCCUGGCUGCCGACGGGGCCACUGUGGUCGUUGCUGACAAGCGGCUCGAGGCAGCACGCAAGGUUGCCCUGUCUCUACCAGGUGACGCCAAGCACCAGGCCAUGUUCGUUGACGUGGCCGAAUCGGUGUCCGUGGAGCAGCUCUUCAACAGCAUCAGAAGUGCGUUCUCCGAGCCGCUGAGCAUAGUCGUCCACUGUGCCGGUAUACUACGCGUGGCGCCACUCUGCGAGUGCACGGAUGAACUCUUUGAUGACGUCAUCAGGGUGAAUCUGAGGGGUACAUUCCUGGUGAAUCGUGCAGCUGGCCGUGAUAUGCUCCGAUCUGGGACGUCACUUCCGAAAGGGAGAGCAGCCAUCGUGAACAUAUCAAGCAUUGGGGCGAAGCGAUGCCCUUCGACAUCACCCGCGUACAGCGCCGCGAAGAGCGGCGUCAUUGCACUGACCAAGUCUGCGGCGUCGGAACUUGCGGAGCACGGUAUCCGCUGCAAUGCAGUGCUGCCCGGAUGGGUGGACACUCCCUUGAUGGCCGACGCUGAUGCAAGAUUCAAGGCUGAAGCCAUAUCGAACACACCGCUCAAGAGGACCGCCCAGCCAUGGGAGAUAGCCGAGGCCAUCAAGUUCCUGUGCUCUCCGGCUGCGAGCUCCUUCAUUACGGGAGCUACUCUUGAGGUCACCGGAGGAUUCUACGCGUGAAAUGUUUUUCUUUCUGGCACUGCUGCAUCGAUGAAGCGAUGCGGUGAUAUAAUCAAAUAAAGCAAGUUGUGGG